Molecule: messenger RNA, 4020 nt
Organism: Marmota flaviventris (yellow-bellied marmot)
Lineage: Eukaryota; Metazoa; Chordata; Mammalia; Rodentia; Sciuridae
Gene: Pxn
Product: paxillin
Biological process (GO): endothelial cell migration; substrate adhesion-dependent cell spreading; transforming growth factor beta receptor signaling pathway
Source: RefSeq, a predicted model, not a curated record
CGUUCCGUUCCGGGCCAACGCUGGCGGCGGAAAAGUUGCCGGGCGGAGAGGAGCAGCCCCGGGACGGGCAGAGAGCGCGACGCGGAGCCGGCUCCCGGCCCUGACUGCCCCGCCAUGGACGACCUCGACGCCCUGCUGGCAGACUUGGAGUCCACCACCUCCCACAUCUCCAAGCGGCCUGUGUUUUUGUCCGAGGAGCCCCCCUACUCCUACCCAACUGGAAACCACACCUACCAGGAGAUUGCAGUGCCACCCCCUGUCCCUCCACCCCCAUCAAGCGAGGCCCUCAAUGGCACAAUCCUUGACCCCUUAGACCAGUGGCAGUCCAGUGGCUCCCGACUCAUUCACCAGCAGCCUCCAUCCCCAUCACCUGUGUACGGCUCCAGUGCCAAAACUUCCGGUGCCUCCAACCCCCAGGACGGUGUUGGUUCUCCGUGCUCACGAGCAAGUGAGGAGGAGCACGUCUACAGCUUCCCCAACAAGCAGAAGUCAGCCGAGCCUUCACCCACCGUAAUGAGCUCCUCCCUGGGCAGCAACCUUUCUGAACUUGACCGUCUGCUGCUAGAACUGAAUGCUGUGCAGCAUAAUUCUCCAGGCUUCCCUGCAGAGGAGACCAACACAAGCCCUCCACUCCCGGGGGCCCUGAGCCCUCACUAUGGCAUCCCAGAGAACAACAGUCCCGUGGGAGUCAAGGCUGGGCCCCUGACAAAAGAGAAGCCCAAGCGGAACGGGGGCCGGGGCCUGGAGGACGUUCGGCCUAGUGUGGAGAGUCUCUUGGAUGAACUGGAGAGCUCUGUGCCCAGCCCUGUCCCGGCCAUCACUGUGAACCAGGGCGAGAUGAGCAGCCCACAGAGAGUCACCUCCAGCCAGCAGCAGACGCGCAUCUCGGCCUCCUCUGCCACCAGGGAGCUGGACGAGCUGAUGGCCUCGCUGUCAGAUUUUAAGAUCCGCUCUGUGAUCAGGAGGAGCCGGGAGACUGGCCACGCGCACCCCAUGUCCCGGGAGCCCUCUCCUCGCCGCCGGCUGGACCCCGCCAUCCUGAGCAGGACCCCAUCUCAGGAGCAGCUAAUCGCAGAGCUGCAGGGCCGACUGGGCAUCCAGCCGGAGGUGGAGGAGGUCGCGGGGCCACCAGGGCGCUCCGCGCAGGACUGGCUGACUGAGGGUGUCGUCAUCACUGUGCAGCCACGCGGGAGGCGGGCUGGGGGGCAGCUGGUAGAGAAGAUGCACAGCCUGGAACAAAGAGCGGAUGGAGAGUGGCACUCCAGCUGGCCUCCAGGGGGCAGGCAGAGCAGCCCUGAAGGGCAGGACGAGGGAGGGUUCAUGGCUCAGGGGAAGACUGGGAGCAGCUCACCCCCUGGGGGACCCCCAAAGCCUGGGAGCCAGCUGGACAGCAUGCUGGGGAGCCUGCAGUCUGACCUGAACAAGUUGGGGGUUGCCACGGUUGCCAAAGGAGUCUGCGGGGCCUGCAAGAAGCCCAUCGCCGGGCAGGUUGUGACUGCCAUGGGGAAGACUUGGCACCCUGAACACUUUGUCUGCACCCACUGCCAGGAAGAGAUCGGAUCCCGGAACUUCUUCGAGCGGGAUGGACAGCCCUACUGUGAAAAGGACUAUCACAACCUCUUCUCCCCACGCUGCUACUACUGCAACGGUCCCAUCCUGGAUAAAGUGGUGACGGCCCUUGACCGGACUUGGCAUCCUGAGCACUUCUUUUGUGCCCAAUGUGGAGCCUUCUUUGGUCCUGAAGGGUUCCAUGAGAAGGAUGGCAAGGCCUAUUGCCGAAAGGAUUAUUUCGACAUGUUUGCGCCCAAGUGUGGUGGCUGUGCCCGGGCCAUCCUGGAGAACUACAUCUCAGCCCUCAACACCCUUUGGCAUCCUGAGUGCUUUGUAUGCCGGGAAUGCUUCACACCUUUCAUCAACGGCAGCUUCUUCGAGCAUGAUGGGCAGCCAUACUGUGAGGUGCACUACCAUGAACGGCGCGGCUCGCUGUGCUCUGGUUGCCAGAAGCCCAUCACGGGCCGCUGCAUCACCGCCAUGGCCAAGAAAUUCCACCCGGAGCACUUUGUCUGUGCCUUCUGCCUCAAGCAGCUGAACAAGGGCACCUUCAAGGAGCAAAACGACAAGCCUUACUGCCAGAACUGCUUCCUCAAGCUCUUCUGCUAGGCGUCCCUUCCCCAGCCCCGCCGCCCUGACUGCUACUGUGACCCAGAGACGUGGAAACUGGAACCCUCAUCCUCAGCUGGCACAGGAUGGGACAAGGGGCAUGGGGGUCCUGCGUGCUUCUCCAAUCCCCACCAAAGCCUUGGGCCUCCCUCCUCUUCCUACAGCUCUCCCCAGGCUGCCCACUCCUCAUCCUCCUGGAGGUGGAGGCUGGGGGCUCCAUCCCACCCGACAUGUGUCCCCAUGAACCUGCCCGGCCCGGCCAGCAACCCACACUGGAGCCAUCUUGUACUCGUAUUUCAGCAGCGGAGCUUGGGAGGGAAGGGCCGGCAGGGUUAGAUGGAGUCUCUUUUUAUCCUUAUCCCCUCAAACCACAGUCUAACUGUCCUAAGAGAAUUGGGGGGUUCCCUGCUCCCUCCAAACAAUGCCAGCAUAAACCCAUCCAUCCAAGGGUGGAAGUGCUCAAGGGACUGCAGGUUUCUUGGGCUCUCGCCUUCCAGUCUCCCAGGCCUGGGUGACUGUCCCCUUUCCCAACUGCCCCUUUUAUAACUGCUCUGGUUCUACUGAGAAAGGCCUCUCCAGCAAUAAUGUUUUAUAGCCACUUCCUCCAUCUCCUGGGACAGUACCCGUGGGGAGUGUCGUCUGGGCCUGGACACUGUACCGACUUUGAUAGAUUUCUACACUGAGGUUUGAAUUAUGUCACCCAAGUUGCUUUUAUUUCUCGAUACAAGAUGAUUUUGAAGAGAUUUUAAAGAUGUUCCCUUUUAUAUUCUCCUCCUCCUCAUCCACUGCUGCUGGUCCUGUCAGUGACCAUGGCUUUGGCUUGGAGUUUGCUUUGUACCGGGUCGGGGAGCAAUUUGUAUUUUAUUUUUUUCUUAGCGUAAGCAGGUGAACUGGGAGCAGCUCUGUGACUCUUCUUCUGUAACUUCAUGGUUCACCAGGACUGUUUUAUAAACUGCUGUAUUUUGAAACCCCUUCCUUUCUGCCCAGGCCAGCAGCUCUUAAUUCAAACUGGCCUGAGUGUGUCUGACCCUUUGGGACCUGGAAUUCUGAACCUCAUCUGUCCUGUUCCUAAGGGAGGAGAAGGGGAAAGUAUACUUGGGGGGCUGCUUCCUGUCUGAGUAGGAGCUUUUUUGCAACAAAGAACCCACUGAACAUUCUCGGCCUCCUCACUACUUCUCUGGGGCUUCUCCUGUCUUCUCAGGAAAAAUUGGUUUCUGAUUUUGACCAUGAAGACCAUAAAUGUCUCUUUGGUCUUGUUGAUUCCACUGGGCAUAUUCCUUCCUCAAAUUUCCUGCCCUCCCUGGAGACUGGCACAGGUUCCUCCCCCUUUACAGGGGGGAUUGGCACUUCAAUUUGGGGAGAAGGCCCCAGGUUGGUGCAAGGGAGCCCGAGAGGAUUUGGGGCAGAGGGACAGGGUCCUGCUGAAGCGACAGGAAGCCCCAGAGCUCUUUCCCAGGAUAAAGCAGGAACAGGCAGGCCUGGGGUUCCUGGUCAAGGGAAAGGGACUCCAGAGUGGUCUACUGGGAGGGAUUCAGACCUGUCCACAGGCCUCCCAGCACAGGCUGAGUAUGCUGCGGUCCCAGAAGAGGAUCUUUUCCUUGGGGCUGGCCUGGGAGCUGCCUAGGUCUGGGAGGUCCUCCAAAGGUCUGACAUCUCCACGCCCACCACAGGCCUUACUGCUCUGUUUACAAUGACCCACUCCAGGUCCCUCCCCAAGAGGGACUGGGGUUUCUGGGAGUCAACUCUCUGGGUCAAUGGUUAUUUGAUCAUUUGAUUUUUUUUUCCUCUAUAAACUUCUAACCUGGCCUUUUCCAUUUCAAUUCCUGUGAUUUAUGCCAAUAAAGUGUGCCAUUAUUUUCA